AUGGCACCAGUUUUAUCAAGCGUCAUUCCUGAAAAUAAUGCUAAAUCCACGCCCAAAUAUCGUCCGCCAAGUCCCAUCGGCGACGACACACAUCGUGAUAUCGCGAUUAUUGGCUUCUCUUUUCAAUUUCCUCAGGCAGAUUCUACUGAGUCAUUCUGGGAGCUUUUAAUCUCUGGCAGUUGUGCAUCUUCUGAGUUCCCCCCAAGCCGUUUCCAUAACAUCGCACUACAUGAGAGCGGCAAUGAUGGUACGGCAAAUAUCCGUCCCAAGAAGGCGUCUUUUCUUGAGAGGGACAUCAGUGCAUUUGACACCCGAUUCUUUGGGAUGACCUCGGAGGAAGCUGUCGCGACAGAUCCGCAACAACGAAUCUUGCUGGAAACUACUUAUAGGGCUCUCGAGAAUGCCGGAAUACCAAUGGAGUCGAUCAAGGGAUCGAAUACGUCUGUAUAUACCGGUUGCUUUACCGCGGAUUAUACCAUGAAUGCAGCAAGAGACCCAGACAGCCUUCCAAAGUAUUCUGCUACCGGUUUAGCGGGCAGUUUGUUGUCAAACAGAAUUAGCACGUUCUUCGACUUGACGGGUCCAAGUAUUACUGUUGACACAGCCUGUUCAAGUAGCCUAGUAGCCUUGGAUUUGGCAUGCCAAUCGCUCAUGAGCGGUCAAUCAGAUAUGGGUAUCGUGAUUGGUUCUAAUCUCCUGCUGACAAAGGAUCUUUUCAUUAGUCUUUCUAACCUCGGUUUUCUGUCCCCAGACGGUGUCUGUCACAGCUUUGAUUCUCGAGCAAAUGGCUAUGGCAGAGGAGAAGGCUUUGGUGCUUUAAUUGUAAAGCCAGUGGAGGCCGCUAUUAGAGAUGGGGAUACUAUUCGCGCCGUCAUUAGGGCCAUCGGCACAAACCAAAAUGGAAAAACUAACCUAGCACAGCCCGACAAACAGAUGCAAAGAGAGUUGAUAGAGAACACAUAUCGCAAGGCUAAUAUCGAUAAGUCUCAAACACGGUUCUUCGAAGCUCACGGUACGGGAACGGUUUCAGGCGACCCCUUAGAAGCUGGGGCAAUUGGCGAUGUGUUUCGCCCUGGGAGGGAUCCAAGUGAUCCCUUGAUUGUGGGCUCCGUCAAGAGCAAUAUAGGACACCUCGAGGGUGCGGCUGGAAUCGCUGGACUAAUUAAGACUAUCUUGGUCUUGGAAAACGGCAUUAUCCCGCCAGUAGCAGGGCUUGAUGAGCUUAAUGAAAAUAUCGAUGCUGACUUUCUUCAUCUCAAGUUUCCGAAAGUCCCCAUCCCAUGGCCCGGGUCAGGGCUGCGCCGCGCGAGCAUCAACAGUUUUGGGUUUGGAGGAACGAAUGCGCAUGUUGUUCUAGACGACGCCUUUCACUAUCUGGAGGCUCGAGGGUUGGCGGGUCGAUAUUACGCCCCAUCCCAGUUGUUGGACAAGCCUACGAUAGGGCCUCACCAGGGAAACGACGAUACUUCCCACAGCAGGCCACUGCUCUUCGUAUGGUCCGCAGGCGACCAGGAAGCCACGUCACGUAUGAUCCGAGGCUACCAGAAAUAUCUUGAGAAAGGGCUUAUCAACAAUGAAGUCAGGCAAGAUGACCUCGUAGCCUUGGCACAUACACUAACCCAAAGACGUACCCGACACUCCUGGAGAACGUUUACUGUCGCAGCUUCAAUACCUCACCUGAUAAGGCAAUUAACGGUUAUUCAGACUCCAAUUGUAUCAUCACCUAAACGAAAUGCGGCAUUCAUUUUUACAGGUCAAGGGGCACAGUGGGUGGGCAUGGGCAAAGAGCUACUCUCCUAUUCAGUCUUUCGUGAUUCUAUCUUUGAGGCAGAUAGGUUUCUGCAAACUAUCGGGUGUUUUUGGAUGGCAAGCAGUCUACUCGAAGGGCAUGAAACUCGGCUGAAUAUUCAUGAGCCUCGAUUUGCGCAACCUCUCUGUACCAUAUUACAAGUUGCCGUUGUCGAACUCCUGCGCUCAUUCGGUAUCCAUCCAGCUAUUUCUAUCGGACACUCAAGUGGAGAGAUCGCAGCAGCCUACACCACUGGAGCCAUAUGUCGUCAAUCUGCAUGGAAACUUGCCUAUUUCCGCGGCCUCCUUUCGAGUGAACUUGCCGAGUCCUCCCAAGGUCGCUUUCGAGGUUCCAUGAUGGCUGUUGGAGCACAUGAAGCUUCAUUACGCCCGUAUCUUGACGAAGCCUUAUCAACUACGCAAGGGGGUGUUCUUGCUAUAGCCUGCUUCAACAGUGAUCGAAGUUUAACUGUUGCGGGCGACGAAUUACUAGUCCAGACCCUUCGGACCAAGCUUGAAAAGGAUGGAGUCUUCACGAGGGUACUGAAUGUACCGGUUGCAUAUCAUAGUUCGCACAUGGUCGCGAUUGCAUCAGAUUAUCGGAAACUCAUUGGAACCCUGGAAAAGGGGGAAGACCCCUCGCGGUAUUGCCAUAUGAUAUCUUCUGUUACCGGAGACAAUAUAUCUGCAACUGAACUUCGAAAACCUGAAUACUGGGUUACUAAUAUGGUUUCCCCGGUACGGUUCAGCCAAGCCAUUGAACGCUUAUAUCGAAACUCCGCAAAAAAUGCGACUAAGAAGAUUGAUAUGAGCCAUCGUAACUAUAUUAGAGUAUCUGAUAUAGUUGAAAUUGGUCCGCAUAGUGUCCUGCGAGGAGCAGUCCUUGGGAUACACAAAACGACAGCCGCAUCAAAUCAGAUCUCGUACAGUUCUUCGUUAAUAAGAGGAAGGCCAGCCGACACUACCUUACUCGAAUUAAUAGGCAACCUCCAUUGCCGUGGCUUUGAUAUCGAUCUGGGGCUUGUCAAUAACUCCCUCGACGAACUUAAACGUGUACCCAGAACGUUGGCUACAUUACCUGAAUACCCUUACGACCACUCGCGGUCAUACUGGAGCGAGUCGCGUAUUGCGAAGAACAGUCGGAUUUGCCCAUACCCAUACAGUGAAUUCAUAGGACAUCCAGUAGCCGACUGGAACCCAUUAGAGCCGCGAUGGCGGAAUACCUUGAGGGUAUCAUCAAUUCCAUGGCUGAAGGAUCACCAGAUCAAUAACGAAAUAUUGUACCCUGCAGCUGGUAUGCUUGUAAUGGCAAUUGAAGGCAUGACUCAGGUUAUGGAGAACCGUACCAUUGUAGGAUACGAGUUAAAAGAUGUCCGAUUCUUUUCUGCACUCGUCAUCCCCCAGAAUGACAGCGGCGUCGAAGUGCAAUUCCAUCUCAAACUUUCUCAGGACGCUACCGAAAUGGCGAGUUCUUCGGCAUCCUUUUCCUUGUUUUUAUGCAAGGAGAAUUUCACAGAAAUCUGUCGAGGUUCUAUCAAGACAGAUAUAUCGGCGCCUAACCCUUCCAAAAAUCCCGUGGAUGCACUCCAGGUUAAAUAUGUACACGAACUGAUUGAAGAAGCUCGUUCAUAUUGUGGUAUUGAAAUGCACUGUCGAGACUUCUACGCAGAUUUACGCAAGGACGGAUAUCAGUACGGCUUGUCCUUUCAGGGGGUGAAGUGGUUGUUCCGGAACGACUACAACCAAGCGGUAGCGAAUGUGUCAAUGCAAAGCCCUAAGAUCGACUCACCUAGCAAGAAAUUCUCGGCACUCCAUCCUUGCACACUCGACAGUAUUUUCCAGUUAUGUGUUUCCAAAAGCACCCAGAAACGUGGCAGUGACAAAGCCGAAGUAUGGAUCCCUACAUUUCUUGCUAGCCUACGAAUUUCGAAUGUCGGUUGCGGUAGUGCGACCCAAAGUGACGAGGUCGAGGUUUACAUGAAUAGAUGUGCCAUGAGCUCUAGGCGAAAAGUCUUCAGCAUACAUGCUAUGAGUGAAGACACAAAGACUUGGAUUCUCGAAGCCGAAGGCGUUGAAACUACCUCCAUCACAGACAGCAUUCAAGAGCUAGCAACAAACCAACCGUCAGUGAAAAAGCUCUGCCAUGACCUUCUGUACAAGCCAGAUCUCGACCCGGUAGGCCCCAGCUUGAUAAUACAAUAUCUACAAGACUAUACUCGCAGUAACCCGCAGACAACUGAGUUCUUUCGAACCUUGAAAUUAUUCAUACUUACAUCACUGAGUCGAGCAGUAGAUGCGAUAGCUAUACCUACUUCACAAACAUUCGAAACACAUCUUCAGAAGCAAUAUUCCUGGAUGCGAAAGCAAAUAUCUUCGACCAAACAACAAUCUUCAUUGCAAAUACCCUCGGAUUGGAUGAAAUAUAUGAAUGAACCCCUGUUGAACAAUCUCAGGGACCGUCUCAAAACACAUACUAGCCGCCUUGGAGAUAUAUAUGUUGAUUUUGACACCCAUAUGACACGGAUUCUCCAAGGAAAAACAGAAGCAAGUCAAGUGCUUAAUCAAAACAAUAUUAUCGACGAGUACUACAGACUGCUGGCCGAUGAUUCUAAUUUCCAUCACCCAUUAAUUCGGUAUAUUGACACUCUAGCACAUAAGAAUCCUGCCAUGAGAAUACUACAAGUAGGAGCCGGUAUUGUCUCAAUAUCGAAGUUUGUUCUGUCUCAACUUAGAUUACAAACAUCCGACGGUCCAUUCUGCAGAUUCUCACGUUACGAUAUCACCGACUCGUUGGGUUCUACACUUGAGGCAGUCUCAGAGGUAGUCGGCACACUGCCGAAAACGCAAUUUCGCCUGUUCAAUUUCGAGGAGAAACCGACAAACCAAGGGUUUGAAGAGAAUUUUUACGAUCUAGUGAUCGUGGUGAAUGUGCCUGACACCACGGAACCCCUAAUAGCGUCACUUGGAAACUUCCGGAAAUUACUACGAGAUGGCGGGAAGCUCCUUAUCGUAGAUUUCACCAUCCCAGACUCCAUAAUUGGCCGCUCAAUUCUUGGUUGUUUUCCAGGAUGGUGGCACGGGGAAGAAGUUCUACAGCAAGGAGGCUCUAAUGUAGUUGAAACACGCUGGUCUCCAGAGCUAAAGAAAAGUGGCUUUACUGGAGUUGAUUUCGCCUUCAAUGAUUUUAAUAUCGAAGGCAACAAGCUAUCAACCGUUUUCGUUUCAUCUAACAUAGGGUCAUCAGUGGAAUCUCGGGAAGCAAAUCUCACCAAAGAAAAAACAGUACUGAUCAUCAGCAGCUUCGACAACCCUUCAGGUUCAGCCCUGACAAAGCAAGUCUAUUCGAAGUUAAGAGCCAUGGGCAUUACAGACAUAACUGAGAGCAGUUUCCGUGGAGUGGCAGCACAGGAGGAUGCCAGAUCUAAGUUGAUCAUCGUUGUUCAAGAUCGCCGCUGGUUAUUACUUGAAUCGCUAAGCACCGAAGAGUAUGCACUAUUCCAUACGACAGUUAACCGAUGCAAAUACAUCAUGUGGAUAUCGGAGAUAAUUCCAUCUUCGCAGGAUGUUUCUCUUAUUAAUACCGUCCAAGGCUUAGCCAGGACCCUGCGGAUGGAGAAUCACAACCAUAUUUUUGCAACGGUCGGCAUUGACACCUCUCGCACAGCUGUCGUGGAACAAAAUCUAGAAAAUGCAUUCUCGAACUAUCUUCGCGGGGUAGAUUCAGGAUCCUAUGAACCGGAGUUGGUUCAAGUUGGAGACAUGUUUCAUAUACCCCGAGUCUACGAAAAUGACUCUUUAAAUCAAAAAGUUCAUGUAACUUCGUCGGUAUCUUUCGGAAAACCUGGAUGUCUUGGUCCGUACGACACGAAACUCAAAGUGAGACAGCAUGGGCUUCUGGACACGCUAUACUUCGAAGAGGUUCCUGAUGCUGGACAACUUGCUAACGAUGAGAUCGAAGUUCAGAUAAAAGCAAUAGGGGUUAACUUCAAAGACUGCCUCGUAGCUCUUGGACGCAUUCCUGAUGAUAAUCUUGGAUGCGAAUGUGCUGGGGUAGUCAUCAAAGCAGGUUCUAGCUGCCAACUCCGCCCAGGCGACCACGUUGUCGCGUGCGCUCUGGAUUCUUUCAGGACUCGGCUCCGAUGUAAAGAGGAAUUAGCAGUGAAGAUUCCUGGCGGGAUGACAAUGAGGAAUGCCAGCUCAUUGGGCAUCAAUUUCGUCACUGCGUAUCAUUCGCUGGUCGUCGUCGCCAGGCUCUCUGAGGGUGAAUCAGUGUUGAUUCACUCUGGUGCUGGUGGAACAGGCCAGGCUGCAAUUCAGAUUGCCAAGUACUGUGGCGCACAAGUCUUCACAACUGUUGGUUCUCCAGAGAAAAGGGAGCUAUUAAAUAUGCUAUAUGAUAUACCAACGGACAAUAUCCUCAAUAGCAGAGAUCUCUCCUUUGCUAGCGAGAUCAAGCGUCUGACGAGGGGUAAGGGUGUCGAUGUUGUGCUGAACUCUUUGGCGGGCGACGCUUUGGUUGCUUCGUGGGAGUGUGUCGCUUCCUUCGGCAGAUUCAUUGAAAUCGGGAAGAGGGACAUCGUCUCCCACAACAAGUUGCCAAUGUAUCAAUUUGCUCAGAACAUUUCCUUCAGUGCUGUCGAUGUAGCGGCCAUAAUUGCAGAAAAGCCAAGGUUGAUACAGAAUGCCUUAGUCGCCAUAUCGGAUCUUUUCAAUCGCGACAUCUUACGGUUGGUGUCGCCGAUCAAGUCUUUUCCGAUAUCUCAAGUCGAACCUGCUUUUCGCUAUCUACAAAGUGGUAGCAACUCUGGGAAAGUUGUCGUCGAGAUUAAUCCGGACGAUAUUGUCCCGGAAAUCGUCAGGCACAAGCCAGGCUGGGAGUUCAAUGAAAAGGAGACGUUUGUGAUAGCCGGAGGCCUCGGAGGACAGGGGCGAAGUAUCUCCAAGUGGAUGGUCUCAAAAGGAGUUCGGAAUCUCGUCUUGCUCUCCCGUACCGGAUUAAAGGACGAUCGUUCGAGGUCAUUCGUACGAAACUUAGAGCAAAAGGGUGCUACUGUCUAUAUCCCCAAGUGUGAUAUUACCAGUCCAGAAUCGCUUAGGGAGGUUUUGAAUUAUUGCAGCCACAACAUGCCGCCUAUCAAAGGGUGUAUACAAGCGGCAAUGGACAUCAGGGAUUCCAUGUUUGAGAAUAUGAGCUACGAGUCGUGGAUUGCUUCGACGAAACCAAAAGUCCUCGGAUCAUGGAAUCUACAUCAACAACUGCCACGAGAUCUGGACUUUUUCAUCCUGUUUUCGUCAAUUUCUGGAAUAAUCGGCUCACAGGGACAGUCAAAUUAUGCGACUGGGAACACAUUCCAGGACGGAUUGGCCCAGUAUCGAUUGAGUCGAGGAGAAAAGGCUGUAUCUUUGGACCUUGGUAUCCUUACCAGCGAUGGAUACAUCGCAGAGAAUAAAGAAAUGUUGCUCCGGUUUAUGAAUAUCAAACAGAUGCUGCCAAUCGAUGAAGCAGAGGUACUUGCCCUUCUGGAAGUCUUCUGCAAUAAAUCUCUUCCAAUCGAUCCCACACGAUCUCAGGUUGUUCUAGGCCUUGAACUCCCUGCCAAUGUCAUCAAUCGUGGCAUCGAGCCCUCGAAAUGGAUGUAUGAACCGAUGUUCGCCAACCUUCAUCAGGUGACUACAUCUAAUACCAACUCCAAAAUCGAACGUACUAGCGGUCCGACGCUGGUCGACCAGCUUGCUACAUCCAAGUCACUAGGCGAAGCCACAGAUAUCCUAGCAAAUAGCCUUGCAACAAGGCUCGGCGCAAUCUUCUCUCUGCCGCGGGACAACUUUGAUCUAAAUCAACCGUUACAUACCUAUGGAGUCGAUUCGCUGAUCGCCGUGGAACUACGGAAUUGGUUUCUUAAAGUCCUGAAAGUCGACCUGGCUAUCUUUGAAAUCCUGGGUGGCGCCACGGCUAUGACUCUUGGGAAAGCGGCAGCGGAGAAGAUGAGAAGUUAG
Annulohypoxylon truncatum is the source of this 7785-nucleotide messenger RNA. Its product is annotated as putative polyketide synthase. Gene Ontology annotation, molecular function: fatty acid synthase activity; 3-oxoacyl-[acyl-carrier-protein] synthase activity; zinc ion binding. NCBI's taxonomy places the organism in Eukaryota, Fungi, Ascomycota, Sordariomycetes, Xylariales, Hypoxylaceae. Gene Ontology annotation, biological process: secondary metabolite biosynthetic process; fatty acid biosynthetic process. The record is from RefSeq and is a predicted model, not a curated record. Bases 1 to 7785 code for a protein of 2594 amino acids. The transcript is spliced from 13 exons.